AGGCAAAAUGGCGUCAUUUCACCACAAAACUUUGCGUCGUUGAAAGAGAGUACAUAAUUUUUGUCGUGUAGAUUUUCUGCUAAUUUUUUUAAAUAAAAUGUCUCAAAGAUUUGCUCCUGGCCAGCCAGGGCAAUCACCAGUGCCUGGACAGCCACGUUAUCAACCACCACCACCUCAAGCAGCCGGUAUGCGUCCAUACGCAGCUGGAACGGGUUUUCCGCAAAGAGGUUUCCCUCUGCAUCCCAGCAACCCGCAAACGGUGCAAGCUAACACAAAUUCACCUAGUGGUCCUCCACUUCAUCAGCGUGCCUCACAGCCAGGUUUUCAAAGUGGUCUUCGUGGGACAGGCAGUGGUGGGGGUAGUAAACGUUCUGCCGAAUCGCGUACUGUAAGCAGUACACAAAAUAAAAGUGAAUUUUCAGCGGCCAAAAAGAAAAAGAAGUUGGCCGAUAAGAUAUUGCCACAAAAAGUGCGUGAUCUGGUGCCGGAGUCUCAGGCCUAUAUGGAUUUGUUAACAUUCGAACGUAAAUUAGAUGCAACUAUAAUGCGAAAACGUUUAGAUAUACAGGAAGCUCUUAAACGUCCCAUGAAACAAAAACGUAAACUACGCAUUUUCAUUUCGAAUACUUUUUAUCCCAGCAAAGAACCUACAAAUGACGGUGAUGAGGGUUCGGUAGCAUCGUGGGAACUGCGCGUUGAAGGUCGUUUAUUGGAGGAUGGUAAGGGUGAUCCCAAUACGAAAAUUAAGAGGAAAUUUUCGUCAUUUUUCAAGUCACUUGUCAUUGAACUCGACAAGGAGCUCUAUGGUCCUGACAACCAUUUGGUUGAGUGGCAUCGUACACAUACGACACAAGAGACCGAUGGUUUCCAAGUUAAAAGACCUGGUGAUAGAAAUGUACGCUGCACCAUACUGCUGUUAUUAGAUUAUCAGCCAUUACAGUUUAAGCUGGACCCACGUUUGGCUCGUCUGCUGGGUGUUCAUACACAAACCCGGCCUGUAAUUAUAUCUGCGCUGUGGCAAUAUAUAAAGACUCACAAGCUACAGGAUGCCCAUGAAAGGGAAUACAUUAAUUGUGACAAGUAUUUAGAACAAAUCUUUGGUUGCCAACGCAUGAAAUUUGCGGAAAUUCCUCAACGACUAAAUCCUCUUUUACAUCCUCCAGAUCCAAUUGUAAUUAAUCAUUUCAUAGAAAGUGGGGCCGAGAAUAAACAGACAGCUUGUUACGAUAUCGAUGUGGAAGUAGAUGAUACACUUAAAACACAAAUGAAUAACUUCCUAAUGAGCACUGCCAGUCAGCAGGAAAUUCAAGGUCUUGAUGCCAAAAUUCACGAAACCGUGGAUACAAUCAAUCAAAUGAAAACGAAUCGGGAAUUCUUCCUUAGUUUUGCUAAAGAUCCUCAAACAUUCAUACAGCGUUGGAUAGUUAGUCAAACGCGAGAUUUGAAGGCUAUGACUGAUGUAGCUGGCAAUCCAGAAGAAGAACGCCGUGCUGAAUUUUAUUAUCAGCCUUGGACCCAUGAGGCCGUUUCGCGUUAUUUCUUUACGAAAGUUAAUCAGAAACGUGCUGAACUUGAACAAGCUCUGGGUAUACGAAAUGGUUAAAGGAAGUGAAAAAGUCAUUUUAUGUUCAAUCUUAACUUUCGGUUUAGUUUUUAACACAUUUAACUUAUCUGUCUCAUUUAAUUAUUUUGUGGUAUAAGUCAGAUGGACUCAUUUAAAUAUAAAACAUAAAAUUAAAGUAUAGUAUUGUAUUGCAACAAUGA
Lucilia sericata (common green bottle fly) is the source of this 1764-nucleotide messenger RNA. It is a transcript of the gene Bap60, whose product is annotated as brahma-associated protein of 60 kDa. The record is from RefSeq and is a predicted model, not a curated record. Lineage: Eukaryota; Metazoa; Arthropoda; Insecta; Diptera; Calliphoridae. Bases 98 to 1603 code for a protein of 501 amino acids. Gene Ontology annotation, cellular component: SWI/SNF complex; nucleus. The transcript has 3 exons. Gene Ontology annotation, biological process: regulation of transcription by RNA polymerase II.